CUACUGCGAGGAUCGCGAGCGAGAAAAGAACACGGGGUCGUCGCAAGAAUGUUGCGCGCGUGCUCACUCGGAAUCCGGAGGUUUUGCUCCAGCGUGACGCUGGAGCCUGUCGAGAGAAUCCGGAACAUCGGAAUUUCGGCUCACAUCGACUCCGGAAAGACAACACUCACCGAGAGACUUCUCUUCUAUACCGGCAGAAUCGACGAAAUGCAUGAGGUUCGAGGAAAGGACAAAGUGGGGGCUGUCAUGGAUUCUAUGGAGCUCGAGCGACAACGCGGAAUCACGAUCCAGAGUGCGGCAACUCAUUUAACGUGGAACAACCACACCGUGAACGUCAUCGAUACGCCGGGUCAUGUCGACUUCACCGUGGAGGUAGAACGCGCGCUGAGGGUCCUCGAUGGAGCCAUCUUGGUGCUGUGCGCGGUUGGGGGAGUUCAAUCCCAGACGCUAACCGUGACCCGACAAAUGAAACGCUACAAUGUGCCUUGUAUUACCUUCAUCAACAAACUGGAUCGUCAGGGCUCGAACCCCAAUCGGGUGUUGUCUCAAGUAAAGCAGAAACUGGGCUACAACGCAGCAUUCAUCCAACUCCCGAUCGGUCUUGAGAGCCAACAGAAAGGAGUUGUGGAUCUCAUCAGGGAGAGAGCGAUCUACUUCGAAGGGAGCAACGGCGACGAUGUUCGAUACGACGAGAUUCCUGCGGACCUCCGCGCCCAGAGCAAAGACAAGCGUCAGGAGAUGAUCGAGUGCCUCGCAAACGCCGAUGAGCAUUUGGGAAAUCUCUUCCUCGAAGAGAAAGUCCCCACAGUGGAUGAGAUCGACGCAGCCUGUCGCCGGGGCACGAUUUCCAGAAAGUUCUUCCCUGUGAUGAUGGGGACGGCUCUGAAAAACAAGGGAGUCCAGCCGCUCCUCGACGCCGUGAUCGAUUAUCUCCCCAACCCGAGUGAAGUUGAGAAUUUUGCCUUUGAAGGAGAAAACCGCAAGCGGAUGGAUCCCACGCGCGGCCCCGGAGCGGGACCAUUCGUCGGUCUGGCGUUCAAGCUCGAAGCAGGAAAAUUCGGUCAGCUCACAUAUAUUCGAGUGUACCAGGGUAGCUUCAAAAAGGGGGAUAGUUUGUACAAUUCUAGAACGGGUAAAAGAGUUCGAAUCCCAAGAAUCGUCCGGAUGCACUCGUCUGAGAUGCAGGAAAUCGAGGAAGCUCACGCAGGUGACAUCUGUGCGGUGUUCGGCGUGGAUUGUGCUUCAGGAGACACGUUCGUUGGUGACAAAGCCGCGAACGUCUCUAUGGAAUCAAUGUUCAUACCGGAGCCAGUCAUAUCGAUGUCCCUCAAGCCGCAAGAUAAGAAAGACGCGGACAAUUUCUCCAAAGCUUGCAACCGAUUCGUCAGAGAGGACCCGACAUUCAGGAUUACUUACGACGCGGAGAGCAGGGAAACAAUCGCGAGCGGUAUGGGCGAACUUCAUCUGGAGAUCUACGCGCAGCGAAUGGAGAGAGAAUACAACUGUCCAGUUGCCCUCGGAAAGCCCAAAGUCGCGUUCAGGGAGUCGCUUGUGGCACCGGUUGAGUUCGACUUCUUGCACAAGAAACAGAGCGGAGGAGCCGGUCAAUUCGGAAGAGUCAUCGGAGUUCUGGAACCUCUCCCACCAGCUAAGAACACUCAGCUCGAGUUCAUCGAUGCGACCGUCGGAACGAACAUUCCUAAAAACUACGUUCCGUCUAUCAAGAAAGGAUUUCUCUUGAUGUGCGAAAAAGGGUGUCUAAUAGGUCAGAAGAUCUCUGGCGUUACUUUCCGCUUGAUCGACGGUGAACAUCACAUCGUUGACUCGAGCGAUCUAGCGUUCUCAAUGGCAGCACAAGGAGCAAUCAAACAGUGCUACGAGCGUGGGUCAUGGCACAUCCUGGAACCGAUCAUGUCGAUAGAAGUGGCACUGCCCGAGGAAUACCAGGGAGGGGUCAUGGCGUCGAUCUCUCGGAAGGGUGGACUCAUCGUUUCUACUGAUUCGCUGGAAGGGUGGAGUACGAUCACCGCCGAAGUGUCUCUGAGCGAAAUGUUCGGAUAUUCGACGGAACUCCGCACGCUGACUCAGGGCAAGGGAGAAUUCACCAUGGAAUACUGCAGAUACUCGCCGGCGCCCGCCGACGUCCAAAGUGCGCUGCUCGAGGCCUACCAACAAGAAACGAACCCCCAGGCUGCACAACAAAAACGCAAAGGGCGUUCAUAGACCCCCUAUCCCGGAAUGAGCCCGGCAGGAGGUUUCGUGGGCAAAGCAGCGAGACGGUCACGGCUGAUUUCACCAAGAGCCACAUCAUAGUACACGAUGAUGAUUUCUGUACCAUACCUGGCGAGAGUGAUUGGCUUCGAAUCGCUGUGUAUGCUAGGAUCACUAUGAAACGUUGAUGUGCAAAGCAGUAAUGUAAAUACUUAGACGCGACUGUGCGGAAUUUUCGCACUGGUUCGUAUGUGGUAGAUAUUUAAUUUGUUAUUUAUUCAAAUAAUGAAUGAAUGUCGAAUUCUACUCUAAUCUA
This is a messenger RNA of Galendromus occidentalis (western predatory mite), 2527 nucleotides long. It is a transcript of the gene mEFG1, whose product is annotated as mitochondrial translation elongation factor G 1. Gene Ontology annotation, molecular function: GTP binding; GTPase activity; translation elongation factor activity. Gene Ontology annotation, biological process: mitochondrial translational elongation. The transcript is spliced from 12 exons. Gene Ontology annotation, cellular component: mitochondrion. NCBI's taxonomy places the organism in Eukaryota, Metazoa, Arthropoda, Arachnida, Mesostigmata, Phytoseiidae. Bases 49 to 2223 code for a protein of 724 amino acids. The record is from RefSeq and is a predicted model, not a curated record.